Molecule: messenger RNA, 660 nt
Organism: Protopolystoma xenopodis
Lineage: Eukaryota; Metazoa; Platyhelminthes; Monogenea; Polystomatidea; Polystomatidae
Source: the annotation of a GenBank genome assembly
AUGGCAACCCAUGAACUGGGACGUUGGAUAACUCACAGUUCAUCCGAUUGUGUCUGCGGUCUCGACGAAUUACGUCAUGUUGACGGUCGUGACUCGAUGUCCCAACUGCACUCACUCAUCGACUGUAUUUCCCACCCAUUUGCUCAGCCUAUAACGGCAAAACAGUCGAGCAGGACGCUUCCGCUUUCAGCCUGCGCCGGCGACCAGUGGUCGAUUGCCGUUAUUCUCCCUCCAUUACGGCAUGACGCACUUAGCUCUAUCUGUAUGUCUGUCUGUAUUUUUGCCUGUAUGUAUGCAUGUCUGUAUGUUCCCCUUGAUCAAUACAUGUUGUGUUCAGGCUUGCCCAUUCUCCGCCCGAGACCGGCCGAAAUACUCCUGUCUCUAUCUGUUUGUCUGUCUGUCUGUCUGUCUGUCUGUCUGAUCGGUAUUUUUAUGAACGCAUCUUCUGUGCCUUUGGCCGGCCAGAUUGCGCACACUGUCUCGGCCAUUUCGCAUCCAAAUGUCACGACCAGCUAUCCACCCGGAUCCGACCUUUUACCCUCUACCUUCCGCCAACCGUCUUCUUCAUCUGCUCUUUCCCACCUCGGGCUCUGGCCGCGCGAUGUUGGCUACCACCGGCAGCGGUUAGUUGCCUCUUGUGUCGUGUUGUCUCCUGCAUGA